This is a messenger RNA of Aethina tumida (small hive beetle), 2497 nucleotides long. It is a transcript of the gene Tsr1, whose product is annotated as pre-rRNA-processing protein TSR1 homolog. The record is from RefSeq and is a predicted model, not a curated record. Gene Ontology annotation, biological process: maturation of SSU-rRNA from tricistronic rRNA transcript (SSU-rRNA, 5.8S rRNA, LSU-rRNA); endonucleolytic cleavage of tricistronic rRNA transcript (SSU-rRNA, 5.8S rRNA, LSU-rRNA); ribosome biogenesis. The transcript has 8 exons. Gene Ontology annotation, molecular function: GTPase activity; U3 snoRNA binding; GTP binding. Gene Ontology annotation, cellular component: preribosome, small subunit precursor; nucleus. NCBI's taxonomy places the organism in Eukaryota, Metazoa, Arthropoda, Insecta, Coleoptera, Nitidulidae. The coding region runs from base 59 to 2425 and encodes 788 amino acids.
GGUUAAAUGGUAAACACGUGCGGUUUCAAAAUAAUCAUAAUAUUCGUUGACUAAAGUUAUGGGGAUUGACAAAGGAAUUGCUCACAGACCUGGAGCUUUUAAACAAUCGAAUAAAGAGCAUAAGCAUGGCAGACAUCGAUCUAAAGGAGCUUUGACAGCGUUAAACAAAGGAAAGGUUUCUGUUAAGAAACAAGUGUCUAGAAAUAAGCAUGUCCUAACAAGAGAAGAAAGGAGGCAUCAGGCUAAUCAAAUCAGGCAAAAUAAGAGGGAGGAACUAUUGGCUAAAAAAAGAUCUCUAGGUGGCCUAAGUUAUGCUCCAUUUUUAGUAUGUGUGGUGCCUUUAAACAAAGAUAUUGAUCCUAAUACUGCACUUUCAAUUUUAACACAAUGUGAUGAUCAAGCCCUUGUAAGAGUUUCAACCUCUGGAGUCACACAUGUUUGUUUGCCACGUUUUAAACAGAGGUUCUCAUUUGUUGUCCCUCCAAAGGAUAAUGAUUUAGAUGUGUUGGAUUCUUUGAAAAUUUGUGACACUGUCCUCUUUUUGGUAUCUGCAGUAUGUGGAGCAGAUGAUGAUUCACAUAUUGAUAAUGCAAGUCAAAAACUUCUCACAGCUUGUUUGGCACAGGGUUUACCAACUCCAGUUGUAGCUUUAACAGAUUUGGAAAGUUUGGCUCAAAAUAAACAUAAAACUGAAUGCAAACAAAAAAUUCAGAAACUUGUAGAAAAAUGGUUACCUGAAGACAAUAUAAUGCUGCUGGACAGUAAUGCCCAUGGUUUAAACCUAUUAAGGAAAAUUGGCAACCAAAAACAAAAGUCAGUGUUUUACAGAGACAGAAGACCACAUUUAUAUGGGGAAGAAAUUGAAUAUGUUCCUGAUUUGGAAGGACCUAUGGGCGUAUUAAGAGUCACUGGAUACCUCAGAGGCACCAAUUCUAUAUCAGUUAAUGGAUUGGUUCACAUACCAGGACUAGGAGACUUCCAGAUGUUACAAAUUGAUGCUCCUUAUGAUCCCAAUCAGUUAGAGAAGUCAAGAAAAGGAGAGUCUAUGGAUGACGAUUCGAAAACAUACGUGAAAAUUUUGGCUAAAUGCGACCCCAGUAAACAGGAAUCAUUGGACUCUGAGAACAUUCCAGAUCCAAUGGAUGCUGAACAAACAUGGCCAACAAAUGAAGAGAUUGAAAUGGCUGAAAAGGAACAAAAAUUGAGAAAAAGGAAAGUUCCUGUUGGAUGGUCAGAUUACCAAGCAGCUUGGAUUCCAGAAGAAGAUGAUAUAUUUGAAUCAGGUGAUGAAGAUGAAGAAGAAAACUCAGAAGAUGAAUACAUGGAUGCAAUGUCUGAGGAAAAGUCAGAAAUGUCUGAGCAAGAGGAUGCAGAUCUUCAGUCAGUUGCUGAAUCAGAAGUACCUGUUUCUGAUGAUAAAUAUGAUCAACAAAUGGAUUUGGUUAGUGAAAAGGAGGCUCUGAAUAAAUUAAAGGCUGCAAAGACUGACCUCAUGUUUCCUGAUGAGGUGGAUACUCCUCAAGAACAAUUGGCAAAAGACAGAUUUCAAAAGUAUAGAGGUCUGGAAAGUUUUAGGACAUCUCCUUGGGAUGUCUAUGAAAACUUGCCCAGUGACUACGCUCGAAUUUUCCAGUUUCAGAACUUUGAUAGAACUAAAAGAAGAAUCAUUAAGGAACAAGAGAACAUUGAUGGACCUAUGCCUGGUUGGUACAUAACAAUCCACAUAAAAGAUGUGUCCCAAUUAUUAUGGUCGACGUUUAAGCAAACUGCAUCUCCAGUUGUUGUCAUUGGUCUCUUCCCCAAUGAGCACAAGAUGAGUGUUGUGAAUACAGUGCUUAAAAGAACACCCUACUACAGUUUCCCCAUUAAAUCAAAAGAAAGACUGAUUUUCCAAUGUGGCUACAGAAGAUUUGCAGUUAAUCCCAUAUUUAGUUGCCACACUAAUGGUUCAAAACAUAAGUUUGAAAGAUAUUUCCAACCUGAGUCUACAUCUGUAGCAACAUUCUUUGCCCCAAUUCAAUUUCCUCCAGCCCCAGUCCUUUGUUAUAAGGAAAUCAACAACAGGUUAACAUUAGUGGCAACAGGAAGCUUAUUAUCGUGCAAUCCGAAUCGUUUGGUUAUAAAACGAAUUGUUUUAUCAGGCCACCCAUUGAAAAUUCAUAAAAGAUCAGCAGUGAUAAGGUUUAUGUUCUUCAACAGAGAAGAUAUUGAGUACUUUAAGGCUUGUAAACUCAGGACAAAAAUGGGAAGAAAUGGACACAUAAAAGAACCAUUAGGCACACAUGGACAUAUGAAAUGUGUGUUUGAUGGUCAGUUAAAAUCUCAAGAUACAGUAUUAAUGAAUCUGUAUAAGAGGGUAUUUCCCAAGUGGACUUAUGAGCCACUAAUUGUAAAAUGUGUUGACAAUGAUAGUAUGGAGACAUAAUAUAUUUUUGAUAUUUUUAUUUAUCAAUUUAAGUUGUAAAAUACAUUGACACAAAUAUAUAAUAUAAUAAUA